ACUAAUAGAAAGUCUGCUUAGAUAGUUAGGGUAUAUGAUACUGGUGAUUUUGGAAAAGCAUGUGUUAUUUUCUAAAAUCUUAGUGGGGCAGGAGAUAGCUUUCACUUUACUUUUUCCCUUAUAAGUUGAUGCCAAUGUAAGAUUAUCCUUUGGAUUAUCUCUCUUCUAUUCUCUGUUUAUUCAUUUUGACUAGGUCUGAACAAUGAGUUCCUCCCAUUUUCAGCCUAAAUACAUCCAGAAUCUGCUUAAAAAGGCAGAAAAGCGACAGAGGGAACAGGAAAUAGUAUAUGAGAAAAAGCUGGCUAAAGAGAGGAGCAAAGACGAUCACCUCUAUGCUGACAAGGACAAGUUUGUAACAAGUGCGUACAAAAAGAAACUUGCAGAGCAAGCAAAAUGGAUGGAGGGGGAGCGGCUACGGCAAAUGCGAGAAGAGAAAGAUGAUGUAAUCAAGAAGAAAGACUUGAGUGACUUCUAUUUCAAUCUUGAGAAAAAUGUCGCAUUUGGUGCUAGUGCACUUGAGUCAGGAAAAAUGGAGAAACAUGCCGAGUCGAAGAAGCCUGAGAAGCACGUUGAGUUACAAACGCCUGAGAAGCACGAAGAGAAAAUGAAUGUCAACAUAUCUGGAGAAGGUCCUUCAUUGAUCACCACAAACUCUCAUGCAGAACCUUCUAGAACGCCAGAAGGGCUUCACGCUGAAGCCUCUCCUGACUCUAAGAAGAGUUUUGAAGCUAUCCAUGAGAAACGGGUUACUGAUGAUACUUCUGCACAAGAAAAAUCUGAGCCCUCCUCCUCUGAUCAACCGCCGCCUGACCAUCAUAAAAGAAGUCAGGAUGCUCUUGCUGCGGCUAAAGAGCGCUUCUUGGCACGGAAGAAGGCUAAAGAACAAUAAUGGCUCAAGCAAUCACCAGCUCGCUCAGUGGAGCAAGGCUUGGGGGUUUUGUGUAUGUUUCUUAUGUGACUUACAGUUAGUAUACAACCGGUCAUGCAUGUUCUUCCAUGAUGGUUCAUUAUCUGAUGUUCAAUUUCACCUCGAACCAUUGCUUUUGGCAUGGAAAAUGGUUACCCCGAGGAGUCAAUAACUUAAUUGUCUCCCUGGAACCUGCUGGCGGCUUCAGUAG
Molecule: messenger RNA, 1118 nt
Organism: Rhodamnia argentea
Lineage: Eukaryota; Viridiplantae; Streptophyta; Magnoliopsida; Myrtales; Myrtaceae
Product: nuclear speckle splicing regulatory protein 1-like
Exons: 2
Coding region: 203-889 (228 amino acids)
Biological process (GO): regulation of alternative mRNA splicing, via spliceosome
Source: RefSeq, a predicted model, not a curated record